AUGCCGUACAACAGUUUACCUGCUGACAAUGACGCUGAUAAGAGAGAUUCCUACCUCGACCUCGAUUCAGAAAGAGAGACAGGCCAACAACAAACUCAAACUGUCAAUGGAUCUGACACUCCAAAUCAAGACUUGCUGAGUCAAGCAUUGGGGGCAAUCAACCUGCAAAAAAAUGACUCUAAAGAACAAUUUUAUCGUGCCUCGUACAAGAUAUUUGCUCAAUUACGAAAACUACUCGAGUCGAAUCGGUCCAGCCUAUCACAAGAUACAAUGAUCGAAGACAGAGAUGUCAUUGCCACUCUAUCUCAGUUUGUUGAAAUGACAUACAGCUAUACAGAAGCAGAAAAAUACACACGCAUAUGGGACUUGUGUCAAAGGCUCUACUUUUCCAUGGAGAACACACAUCUGCUUUGCUCAGUGGGAGACUGGCUCAACAGCUACGAACCUUUGCCCGACGUGGAAGAAGCCAGAGCUCAGGACCUGGAUGAGGAGGUGGAGGAGCACAACGCCAUUGGACCUACAUGGAUCUGGGAAUACGCUCGCAGACAUUUACUACGUGGCAACUUUAUUGAGUCGACUGAAAUUUUGACAUUUGCAUUGGACUUUGUAGGUGCACAACAAAAGAAAGCCAUCAGCAGAAUCAUCAACAUCAUCACAGAACUGGACGACAUUGUGUCCAACUACAAGGACGAUGUCACCCUCUUUCAUGAGAAAUGGGCUGCGUGGCAUGUACGCUGCAAAGCAAAGGACUUGGAGUACGAAUGUACUCUGGACGAGUUGGACGGCAGGGUGGCAAUCAAUGAAGAAAUUUGGGCAGUGUACAGCAUCUUGGUCGGUGAAGACAGAGUCAUUGCCAAGGAGGGAACGUAUUUUGAAGUCGUGUUAGGACUUGCUUGGUUUACUAAACCACAAAGCUCGCUAUCCACUCUCAAGUCGACGGCUCAGCGUGUGCAAAACACCUCGGAUGACGAUGCUUGCUCUUUUCUCUUGAUGGGUCGCUUUGACGACGCUUUUGACGAAAUGGGCAGUGAUGUGUGGCUUCAUACGCAUUUGGGUUAUGCUUUGAUCAUCACAGGCCAUAUGGAAACGAGCAAGGAAACAACAGCGGCAAGUGCCACUGACAAGGAAGAUGUCAUUGACCCCGUCUACUACAGUAUCCAAACGUAUGCUCAAAUGAUUGCCGAUGAAUAUGACAUGCUGGAAGAGGCUAUUCACUAUCUCAACUGCUGUCAAUCCAACAAGGAAAUCUGGAUCAAGCAACUGCUGGGUGAUCCCAUUUUACCAGCCAAAAGCGAGGAUCGUAUGCGCGCUAUACUUGAUAUUGCAACACACUAUGGUCUGAGCCAAGUGGAGCAGUACAUUCACACAGGAUUGGGUCAUCGAUUCGAAAAGCAGCACAAGAUACGCCAGGCAACUGUGGAAUACGGAAAGGCACAGGAUCUGAAAUCGCUAGACAGACUAGCUCAUGCUGAAUUUUCUCAAUAUCUCAGAUCAGGCACAUUAGGUAAUGUUGUCACAGACAUGCCAUCUUUGCACAACAGUCCUCACUAUGCCAUCCUCAUCCAAUACUACAAUUUCCGUCAUCACCUCUCUCAUCAAGAAUGGCAAGAAGCCAGCAAAACUGUCUUGCUCCUGUUAAAGAAUGAACACUUGCCCACCAAAUUUGAAACUGUAUUACUAAUUGAUGUGUUGCAAAUCUUGCGAGAAUCCAAGCACUACUUUUCAGCCAAGCAUGUCAUUCAAUUAAUCAACAUCUACAAACAAGUAGCUCAUGAUAUGGCUAAUCAAGAUUUCAUUGCCAGAUACUACAAGAUCAUUGAAAAGCAAGAACUGACAUCUAGUAUCAUUACAGCCAAAAUCAGAGAGAGAUUAGCUUACAAGGCAGCCACUGCACCCACUACUGUUUGUUAA
Molecule: messenger RNA, 1911 nt
Organism: Mucor velutinosus
Lineage: Eukaryota; Fungi; Mucoromycota; Mucoromycetes; Mucorales; Mucoraceae
Product: E3 ubiquitin-protein ligase ubr1
Exons: 5
Coding region: 1-1911 (636 amino acids)
Biological process (GO): positive regulation of DNA-templated transcription; protein import into nucleus; mRNA export from nucleus
Cellular component (GO): nuclear pore outer ring
Molecular function (GO): structural constituent of nuclear pore
Source: RefSeq, a predicted model, not a curated record